Molecule: messenger RNA, 1416 nt
Organism: Calypte anna (Anna's hummingbird)
Lineage: Eukaryota; Metazoa; Chordata; Aves; Apodiformes; Trochilidae
Gene: MEIOB
Product: meiosis specific with OB-fold
Exons: 13
Coding region: 1-1416 (471 amino acids)
Biological process (GO): resolution of meiotic recombination intermediates
Molecular function (GO): single-stranded DNA 3'-5' DNA exonuclease activity; single-stranded DNA binding
Source: RefSeq, a predicted model, not a curated record
AUGGCUUAUUCCAGCUCAGCACGGGACUUUGUUGCCCUUUCAGAUCUGCAUCCAAACCUUGCUCGUCCUAAUGUAAUCGGUGUGGUUAUUGGGAAAACAGAUGUCAGAGGCUUUCCAGACAGAAAAAACAUUGGGUCUGAAAGAUACACCUUCAGCUUUACUAUUCGGGAUUCACCCACUUAUUUCAUAAAUGUGAGCUCUUGGGGCAGAGGAGAGUAUGUGAGAUCACUUGCAGAAAGUUUUAGAGUUGGAGACUGUGUUACAAUUGAAAAUCCUUUAGUCCAGUCAAAGGAAGCAGAAAGGGAAGAAAAAUUCAACCCUGUAACUCCUAGUGGCUACAAAUUAUUGCUCAGUGAAAAUCACUCCGUGGUCAAAAGAUCUUCAUGUUAUGACAUGGACACCAAACUACUUUCUCUGUUGCACCUGCCCGUCAAGGACCCUCAGGAUUAUUAUUCACUGGGUGAUAUCACUGCAAAUGGACAAAGCCUGGAUGGAAAAAUCCUUAAUGUGCUUGCAGCUGUCAUGUCAGUUGGGGAGCCAAAGUAUUUUAUGACUUCAGACAAAAGAAAAGGUCAGAGAUGUGAAGUAAAGCUGUAUGAUGAAACAGAGGUGUCUUUUCCCAUUGUAUGUUGGGAUAAUGAAUCUAUUCAGCUUGCACAGAGUUGGAUCCCACGAGAAACAGUAAUAUUUGCAGCAGAUGUGAGAAUAAAUUUUGACAAGUUUCGGAACUGUAUGACUGCAACUGUGACCUCAAAAACCAUCAUUACAACUAACCCAGAAACAGCAGAAGCAAACGUUCUCUUCAGCUUCAUAAAAGAGAGUGCACAACCAGAAGCUCUGUAUGAUAAAAUGGAGCAGUCAAAAGACUCUGUUAACUUGGAGACAAUCGUUGAUGUUUAUACCGUGGAACAGCUGAAGGAAAAAGCUUCCCAGUGUGCUGGGAAACCUGAACCAGUCUAUGGCAUUAUUUAUGGCUACAUUUCUACACUGGACAUUGAUGACAAUCCAUCUAAAGUUAUUCACAACAGAUGCUCAGUGUGCAGAUUUCUAGUGACUGAAAUGUCAAACACAUGCACUUUCUGCAGUGAUGUUCCUUCAGAUUCCAAGUCAACUUUUGCAAGCUUUGACAUCCUCAUUGAUCUGACAGAUCACACAGGCACCCUUUAUUCUUGUUACCUGUCUGACUGGGUAGCUGAGGAAACCUUAGGCUGCACUGUCCAUCAGUUCCUCACUCUGACAGAAAACAAGAGGACUGCACUGAAAUGGCAACUUCUUCUGGAACGAAGCAAGAUUUAUUUCAAAGUUACUUUGUCACCCAACUGGAGAAAGGGACUGAAAGUGAAUGUUCUUUCCUGUAAACUGGCAGACCCUGCAGAGGCGAGUCAGAGCUUGGUGGGAAAAGGAGAUUGGAAAUAA